CUGCAACGGCCGGAAGUGGGGCUGUUGACCUAGCUCUAUGGUCCUCGGAGUUCCGCGGGCGCUCGGCGGGGGGAGGGCGAGGAAUGGGGGGGCGCGCCGUCGAGGCUCUCGACCCGUAGCAGCCCCGCAGCCCGGCCGGAGUCCCUGCGCCCUCCGCAGGCCUCGCCGCCAACACGCCCCCGGCCAGCCUCUCCAUCCGAUGCGCCCAUCGAGAAGUAGCAGCAGCAGCAGCGUUUGGAAGCAGCCAAGACCAGGGAUGGGAAGCUGCCUGGCAUGAACUGGUCGCUCUGUUUGGAGCGAGCGUGAACCAUGUUUGUCUACGGGUGACCUCCAGGCUCUUCUGCAAAGCACACCCGCCUGGAGGCCAAAAUGUUCGGCGCAGCCCAAUCAUCCAAGGCCGAGUUCCUGGACAAGGCCCGGCAGGCCCGGGAGGAGCGCCGGGAGCAGAAGGAACGGGAGCAGGCUGCGGUGCGGAUCCAGGCCCUCGUCCGAAGGUUUCUGUGCCGCUGUCGGCUGCAGCGGAAAAUCAGGAGCGAAGUGGACGACUUCUUUCACACCAGCGGUCCUGCCAAGAAGACGGCCCUUUCGCUCUUCAAAAUCUCCCGAAAGCUGCUCUUUAUUUUCAAAGUCCCACAGGACAAAGAGAGGUUUGAAAAGCUGUGCCGCUGCAUCCUUAGCAGCAUGGAGGUGGAAAGUGAUCCUAAGGUGUGGUACGUAUCCCUUGCACUCUCCAAGGAGCUGACUCUCUUGUGGAUACAGCAAGUGAAGGAUGUGCUGUGGAUUUGCUGUGAAUUUCUGAAGCUGCUCAAGCCAGACAUCUUGCAAGAUUCAAAACUGGUGAAUUUGCACCUCACGAUGUUGGUGACUUUUACAGACACCUCUACCUGGAAAAUCCUGCAGGGAAAAGGAGAAGCCCUGCGCCACGCCAUGAAUCACAUCUGUGCAAAUAUCAUGGGACAUCUCAACCAGAAAGGGUUUUACUCUGUGCUCCAGAUUUUGCUGACCAACGGUUUGGCGAGGUCUCAGCCUUCCUUCUCCAAAGGCACCUUAACGGCGGCUUUUUCUCUCGCACUGCGCCCGGUGGUUGCGGCUCACUUUUCUGACAACCUCUUGCGAUCCUUCUUGAUCCACAUCAUGUCCGUGCCAGCCAUCAUGAGCCAUCUUGCAGCACUUACCCCGGAGCGCCUGGCCGUGAUGGAGUCCCAGGAUCUCCUGCGCAAGUUUCUGCUCUUCUUGAGCCAGAAAGAGCAAUGCAGAGAUGUCUGCGUGUGCCUGGAAGGAAGCCACACGCUCUGCCUUCUGGGCAACCUCGUCUACUUGGGGUCGCUGAACGAGAAGGUGCUGCAGGAGGAGACGGGCCCCUUUGUCAGCGUCCUGACCCACAUGCUCUGCUACUGCCAGAAGUACGUCUCGCAGAAGAAGUCCAACCUCACCCACUGGCACCCGGUCCUCGGCUGGUUCUCCCAGGCGGUGGAUUAUGGCUUGAACGAGUCGAUGCCUUUGCUCACCAAGCAGCUUCAGCACCUCUGGGGGGCCCACAUGAUGCGCAUCCUCUUCAGCGACGUGCUCAGCAAGAAGCUCCUGGAGAGCCCAGAAGCUGCCCGUCAGCCCCCGCCAGCCCCCUCCCCGCAGAACAGCCUGCCCAUGAAGAGCCUCUUCAGACGCGCCUUCCAGAAAUCCACCUCCGUUCGCAACAUCCUGAAGCCCAUCGGCGGCAAAAGGGUGGACUCGCCGGAGGUGCAGAAGGUGUGCAGCAUCUGCGUCCUGUACCAGAUGGCACUGACCACCCUCACGCAGAUCCGGCUGCAGAUCCUCACAGGCCUCACUUACCUGGACGACCUCCUGCCCAAGCUCUGGGCCCUCAUCUGUGAGCUGGGCCCCCAGGGGGGCCUGAAGGUCUUCCUGGAGUGCUUGAACAACCACACCGAGGAGUCCAGGCGGCUGCUGGCGAUGCUGGUGCUCUUCUGCGACUGCUCCCGCCACCUGAUCACGAUACUGGACGACAUCGAAGUCUACGAGGAGCAGGUCUCCUUCAAGCUGGAAGAGCUGGUGACCAUCUCCUCCUUCCUGAACUCCUUCGUCUUCAAGAUGAUCUGGGAUGGGAUUCUGGAGAACGCCAAGGGGGAGACCCUGGAGCUCUUCCACUCCGUCCACAGCUGGCUGAUGGUCCUCUACGAGAGAGACUGCCGGCGGCGUUUCGCUCCGGAAGACCACUGGCUGCGCAAGGACCUCAAGCCCAACUUGUUGUUCCAGGAGCUCGACAAAGACCGGAAACGGGCCCAGCUGGUCUUGCAGUACAUCCCCCACGUCGUCCCCCACAAAAAUCGGGUCCUUCUCUUCCGGAAUAUGGUCACCAAAGAGAAAGAGCAGCUGGGCCUGGUGGAGACCAGCUCUGCCUCUCCCCACGUCACCCACAUCACCAUCCGUCGGUCCCGCAUGCUGGAGGAUGGCUACGAGCAGCUGCGGCAGCUCUCCCAGAACGCCAUGAAGGGGGUCAUCCGGGUGAAGUUUGUGAACGACCUGGGCAUGGACGAAGCGGGCAUCGACCAGGACGGCGUCUUCAAGGAGUUCCUGGAGGAGAUCAUCAAGAAGGUCUUCGACCCGGCCCUCAACCUCUUCAAGACCACCAGCGGGGACGAGAGGCUGUACCCCUCCCCCACCGCUUACAUCCACGAGAACUUCCUGCAGCUCUUUGAGUUUGUGGGCAAGAUGCUGGGGAAAGCUGUCUACGAGGGGAUCGUGGUGGACGUCCCCUUUGCCUCUUUCUUCCUGAGCCAGUUGCUCGGCCAUCAUCACAGCAUCUUCUACAGCUCGGUGGACGAGCUUCCCUCCUUGGAUUCGGAGUUCUAUAAGAACCUGACCUCCAUCAAGCGCUACGAAGGGGAUACCAGUGACUUGGGCCUCACCCUCUCCUACGAUGAAGACGUGAUGGGCCAGCUUGUGUGCCAUGAACUCGUCCCCGGCGGGAAGACCAUCCCCGUGACCAACGAGAACAAGAUCAGCUACAUCCACCUGAUGGCCCACUUCCGCAUGCACACCCAGAUCAAGAACCAGACAGCCGCCUUCAUCGGUGGCUUCCGGUCCAUCAUCAAGCCCGAGUGGAUCCGCGUCUUCUCCGCACCCGAGUUGCAGCGGUUGAUCUCCGGCGACAACGCAGAGAUCGACCUGGAGGACUUGAAGAAACACACCGUCUACUACGGGGGCUUCCAUGGCAGCCACAGGGUCAUCCUCUGGCUCUGGGACAUCCUUGCCAACGAUUUCAGCCCUGAGGAAAGAGCCAUGUUUCUCAAGUUUGUUACCAGUUGCUCCCGGCCGCCACUCCUGGGCUUCGUCUACCUCAAGCCUCCCUUCUCCAUCCGGUGCGUGGAAGUGUCGGAUGACCAGGACACGGGAGACACCCUGGGCAGCGUCCUGCGGGGGUUCUUCACCAUCCGGAAGAAGGAGCCGGGGGGGCGCCUGCCCACCUCCUCCACCUGCUUCAACCUCCUGAAGCUGCCCAACUACAGCAAGAAGAGCGUCCUGAGGGAGAAGCUGCGCUACGCCAUCAGCAUGAACACGGGCUUCGAGCUCUCGUAGCAGCCCCGGCAGGAGAGAAGGGCCCAGUUGGCCAGGCAAGCCUUGGCGAGCAAGGUGGGCCCGAAGCCAGGUAGAAAAGGAGCUGCCUCCAGCACCACUUGGCUCCUCUGAGACCGCCGCCGGCCUGCCAUUAAACGUAGCCUUGCCUGCAAACCUUGUGCAGUUACCCGUUGCGGGCAGGGGGUCGCUGGAGGUUGUGCCACGUGGAGGGCUGGGCAGGAGGUCCCUCGUGUUAAGAGCCCCCCCCCCCCCCCCGGCUGCUGUGUCCUGGUCAAACAUCCCAACUGCCCUGGGCCAAACUCUUCCAGGGCUCCUUGGGAGAAGCCACCUGGGCCGAGUUCUGCCUGCUGAAUGCGGGGCCCAGCCUGCUCAGAGCGGGUGAGGUGAGUUUGCAGCCACAAAGCCUGUCCCGCCUGGAGCCUGCAAGGCUGCCUUUACCUCUUGACCCGAAAGCGGGAGUCCUUGUUCGGCCCAGCUUUGUUAACUUGAACUGCUGGCCAAACCGGUUUGGCUUUUCUCCAAGGGCCGCCAGGCUCUUCCCUGGCAAGGAACGCGACUGGGAUCCACCGGUCAUCCGUUGGUGACCAAGACCCAGGGAAGGUGACUCCAGUGCGAAGCGAGAGAGCUGCCGGGGGCGCCAAGGGCCCUUUGAAUGGCCUCCCUGCAGGAAGGCCUGGCGCAGAAGGGGCUCGGGGGCACUUGGGCCGAGGGGAGAAGUGGUGGUCGGUGGGGUCUUUAAGCCCAUAAGCAGAGGGGAGGGGGAACCUGCUGGGCAGGCCAGGGCAGUCCUGUGCCAGUUCUCUCAGGGACUUUGCUCUUUGGAAGUUUCCUUUGGCUCCUUGGGGAAGGCACCCCCCCGCGGGGGGUUUUUGGGGCCCCCCCCCCCCCCCCCCCAAAGUUGGCAGAUUUAAGACUUGUGGACUUCAGCUCCCAGAAUUCCCCAGCCAUUGUGCCAGGCUUGUCAACUUUGGAGGGCCCUGGUGUAGAUGGAAGCGGGCAUUUGCACCCGCCGUCUGUUGCUCUGGGGCAGGGGGUUCUGCCCUCCUUUUGAAGUCUCCCAAACCCCAUGGAAUGAACUCGGAGCCUGUGGAGGUCCCGCCGUCUGUGGAUCUGGCUGCACUCCCACUCCUCUUCCCUAGGAGUGCGUGCGUGCGCGUGCGUGUAUGUACAGAUUUUGAACAAACACAAGAGGCUGAUCAAGGGAGGCUACCCGGCGUUUUCCUACCUUGUAAAACAAAUCGGAUGAAUCUGUCCGUCGGAAAACAUCUUUCGCUCCCAGUCCAGCUCUAUUAAGUGGCGGUUUUCCACAGGGCUCUGCAGCUCAGGGUAUCCAGGGCCCGAUUAUGGUCCUGCUCCCAGGUAGCUGCGCUGCUUGUCUGCUUAUUUUAGGAAGACAGAUUACAAACCUCAAGCGAGUCGCCCUUUUGCACAAAUGUUGUGAAAUAUGAAGAAAGAAGAGUUGGUUUGUAACAAACUAAAAACAGUGCAAGGUAUUUUGAGAAUGUUGCUUUUAUUUAAGUCCGGUUCUUUUCCAUUUCAGAACAUAGCUACUGCCAUGAAAUAACCCCACCCCCCAAUUAAAGGCUGGGCCCAGACAGGUUCAUUUAAGCACGGAGCUAUCCUGGAUGCUGGUUCACCCCCCUUCCUUCCUGAUUUUCCCUUAGGGAUUAUACGAUGUUGACCUGUGGCCGCCUCCGGCCUCCCAGAGAACUGUUUCAAAUUGCCCUCUUGGGGGGAAGGGGUGCAACCUCCCCACACUUCUGGUGCCCUCCUCUGGAAUCCAGGAGCGGCCAGUCCCAACAAGCCUGGCAGCGGCGCACAUGACUUCCCACAACCUUCAGGGUGCAAACUGGGGCUUUGCAAUGCCCAGACCCCUCCCUCGUGCAUUGCGCCACCGUUGCUCAGGUCUGGGUGUUCAUGUCCCUUGGAGGCCCUUCAAGAGGAGCCUUGGAAGCUCUCGGUUUUCUUCUCUCUCCCAAAACCAAUAAAUAUUUUGCUGUUUGAUCACUUAGUAUUUUUUUUAGUUAUGGCACAUUCUUCACACUGGAAAUUCAUGAAUACAAGAAAUAAAAGUUGAAAAAUUGGUUGAA
Notechis scutatus (mainland tiger snake) is the source of this 5666-nucleotide messenger RNA. RefSeq names its product ubiquitin protein ligase E3B (gene UBE3B). Lineage: Eukaryota; Metazoa; Chordata; Lepidosauria; Squamata; Elapidae. Gene Ontology annotation, biological process: protein polyubiquitination; ubiquitin-dependent protein catabolic process. The record is from RefSeq and is a predicted model, not a curated record. Gene Ontology annotation, molecular function: protein binding; ubiquitin protein ligase activity.